This is a messenger RNA of Lasiosphaeria miniovina, 981 nucleotides long. RefSeq lists its product as uncharacterized. The record is from RefSeq and is a predicted model, not a curated record. Bases 1 to 981 code for a protein of 326 amino acids. The transcript has 2 exons. Lineage: Eukaryota; Fungi; Ascomycota; Sordariomycetes; Sordariales; Lasiosphaeriaceae.
AUGGCCGACGAUGCCCCUGCCGCUGCCCCAGCUCCCGCGGCGGAAGCGUCGGAAGACGCCAUCAAGCCGGCACCAGCACCGUGGCACUGCAAGUGCACGUCGUACAUGAUCUCGUUCUGGACGAGCGGCGCCACGGCGGCGAGCCUGCCGGCCAAGGCGUUCUCGCCCCUGGAGCGCGCCUCGGCGUUUGCGUCGCCCGAGCAGUCGGGCAGGGCCGUCGGCGGGCUGAGUAUGGUGCAGCUGGUCCGCUACACCGACACGCCCGUCGGGCCCUACGACGAGCUGAUCCUGGCGCCGGGCGCGUUCGAGUAUUCCGCCAGCGACGAUGCGGCGAUGCCGGGGAAUAAGAAUAAGAAGAGGAAGAAGACGGCCAAGGCGAUGCGCAUCACGCGCAUCUACGUCAGCCAGAAAGAGACGUGCUGGAACGGGCGCACGCUAUGGAACCUCCCCAAACACCUAGCCCGGUUCGAAUGGAGCACGACGUCCUCCGGCGCGACGCACGUCGCCGUCUACCCACACGACACCAGCACCCCCUACAACUCGCGCGAGGCGGCGCCCAGCAACGAGCCCUUCUUCCAGUGCAGCAUCAAGACCAUCCCCUUCAUACCAUCCUUCCCGCUCUCAACACGGGUACUAGACAAACUGCCCGGCGUCAGCACGGUGCUCGUGCAGCCGCCGCUGCCGGGCAACGCCGACGCCGCGCACGGCGAGCUGCCCGGGACUAAGCUCUGGUGCCGCCUCGGCGACUACGCGCAGUACUCGCGCACGACGAGCCUCGCGUGGGCCGACGUGCGGCAGCCGGCGAGGGAGGCGAAGGAUAGUGCGGGCGAAGAAGGAGAAGAGGAGGAGGAGGAGGAGGAGGAAUAUUUUGAGAACUUCUUCCCCGGCCUGAGGAGGUGGAAUCUCGCGCUCAAGAUGGCUGACGGGGAGCUCUUUUUCCCGGCCGGGGACACGUGGGAGGCGCCCAAGGAUCUGUCGUGA